GGCGGAUCAAAGCAUCGGUGUCUGUCCUGAUCGUGCCCCGCUGAGGAGCUGCUGCACCGGGCAACAGAGGACAACACCCCCACGAGCCCACGAGCCAACGACUCCACGCGCACUUGUGUUUUAGGAGCAGCUGAAGCCGUGAGUCGAGGAGGAAGUUUCCAAACGCGCCUGUCUCUGCACAACAGCUAAAAUGUCGGACGCAGACAAGUUCCUGUAUGGGGACCGCAGUGGGAUCAACAACCCCCUGGCCCAGGCCGACUGGGCCUCCAAAAAGCUGGUGUGGGUCCCGUCUGAAAAGCUGGGCUUUGAGGCCGGCUCACUCAAAGAGGAGAAGGACGAAGAGUGUGUCGUCGAGCUCGUGGACUCUGGAAAAAAGGUAAAAGUAAACAAAGACGACAUUCAGAAGAUGAAUCCGCCCAAGUUCAACAAAGUGGAGGACAUGGCGGAGCUGACAUGUCUGAACGAAGCGUCGGUGCUGCACAACAUCAAAGAGCGAUACUACUCUGGACUCAUCUAUACGUACUCGGGUCUCUUCUGUGUUGUGGUCAACCCGUACAAGUAUCUGCCCAUCUACACCGAGGAGAUCGUCAACAUGUACAAGGGCAAGAAGAGGCACGAGAUGCCCCCUCACAUCUAUGCCAUCACAGACAACGCCUACCGCAGCAUGAUGCAGGACCGCGAGGACCAGUCUAUCCUUUGCACGGGAGAAUCUGGAGCAGGAAAAACCGAAAACACCAAGAAAGUGAUUCAGUACUUGGCCCAUGUCGCGUCAUCGUCCAAAUCCAAAAAGGACCAGGGCUCUGCAGUUUUGACACAUGGAGAACUGGAGAAACAGCUGCUACAGGCUAACCCCAUCCUGGAGGCCUUUGGCAACGCUAAGACCGUCAAGAAUGACAACUCUUCACGAUUUGGAAAAUUUAUCCGGAUAAACUUCGACGUCAACGGGUACAUCGUUGGAGCCAACAUUGAGACUUAUUUGCUGGAGAAGUCACGAGCGACAAGACAAGCCAAAGAAGAGCGGAGUUUCCACAUUUUCUACUACAUGCUGACGGGCGCCGGCGAAAAGCUGCGCUCUGAACUGUGCCUUGAGGAUUACAGCAAGUACCGCUUCCUUUCCAAUGGCAACAUGACCAUUCCGGGCCAACAGGAUAAGGACAUGUUCACCGAGACCAUGGAGGCAUUUACGAUCAUGAGCAUCCCGGAGGAGGAGAGCAUCGGUUUGUUGAGGGUCGUGUCGGCAGUUCUGCAGCUUGGCAACAUGACCUUCAAGAAAGAGCGCAACUCGGAUCAGGCGUCCAUGCCCGACGAUACUGCUGCUCAGAAAGUGUGCCAUCUGCUGGGCAUUAAUGUGACCGACUUCACUCGAGCAAUUCUUUCUCCACGGAUCAAGGUUGGCAGAGACUACGUGCAGAAGGCCCAGACUCAGGAGCAGGCAGAGUUUGCAGUGGCGGCUCUGGCUAAAGCGUCGUACGAGAGGAUGUUUCGGUGGUUAGUGAUGAGGAUCAACAAAGCCCUGGACAAAACCAAACGGCAAGGAGCGUCCUUCAUCGGCAUCCUGGACAUCGCCGGAUUCGAGAUCUUUGAGUUGAACUCGUUCGAGCAGCUGUGCAUCAACUACACCAAUGAGAAGCUCCAGCAGCUGUUCAACCACACCAUGUUUGUGCUGGAGCAGGAAGAGUACCAGCGGGAGGGCAUCCAGUGGAACUUCAUCGACUUCGGACUCGACCUCCAGCCCUGCAUUGACCUCAUCGAGAAACCGGCUGGGCCCCCGGGCAUUUUGGCUCUGCUCGACGAGGAGUGCUGGUUCCCCAAAGCCACAGACAAGACCUUUGUGGAGAAGUUGGUGCAAGAGCAGGGAACACACCCCAAGUUUCAGAAACCCAAGAAACUCAAAGAUGAAUCCGACUUCUGCAUCAUACACUAUGCCGGAAAGGUUGACUAUAAGGCGGACGAGUGGCUGAUGAAAAACAUGGAUCCAUUGAAUGAGUGUGUGGCCACUUUACUAAACCAGUCCACUGACAAAUUCACAUCUGAUCUGUGGAGAGAUGUGGACCGUAUCGUGGGCCUGGAUAAGGUUGCAGGGAUGUCUGAUUCGAUGCAUGGCGCGUUCAAAACCCGCAAAGGCAUGUUCCGCACAGUGGGCCAGCUGUACAAGGAGCAGCUGAGUAACCUCAUGGCAACACUGAGGAACACCAACCCCAACUUCGUCCGCUGCAUCAUCCCCAACCAUGAGAAAAAAGCCGGUAAACUGGACCCUCACCUGGUUCUGGACCAACUGCGCUGUAAUGGAGUCCUGGAGGGCAUCCGGAUCUGCAGACAGGGCUUCCCCAAUCGCGUUGUCUUCCAGGAGUUCAGACAGAGAUAUGAAAUCCUCACUCCUAAUGCCAUUCCAAAGGGAUUCAUGGACGGGAAACAGGCUUGUGUCCUGAUGAUCAAAGCCUUAGAACUGGACCCAAACUUGUACCGCAUUGGUCAAAGUAAAGUCUUUUUCCGAGCGGGAGUCCUGGCCCACCUGGAGGAGGAGAGGGACCUGAAGAUCACUGAUGUCAUCAUCAGUUUUCAGGCCUGGUGCAGAGGAUAUGUGGCUCGCAAAGCAUUUGCCAAAAGACAACAGCAGCUCACAGCCAUGAAAGUGAUCCAAAGAAACUGUGCUGCCUAUCUCAAACUCAGGAACUGGCAGUGGUGGAGGCUGUUCACAAAGGUGAAGCCGUUGCUUCAGGUGAGCCGACAGGAGGAGGAGAUGGUGGCCAAAGAAGAGGAGCUGGCUAAAAUAAAAGAGAAGCAGCUCCAAACGGAGCAGUUGGUGGAGGAGCUGGAGGCAAAGCAGAAGCAGCUGAGUACGGAGAAGUUGGCCCUUCAGGAGCAGCUCCAGGCUGAGACGGAGCUGUGUGCGGAGGCCGAGGAGAUGAGGGCUCGACUGGCUAACAGGAAACAGGAGCUGGAGGAGAUACUGCACGACCUGGAGUCCCGUCUGGAGGAGGAGGAGGAGAGGGUCACCCAGCUGAACACGGAGAGGAAGAAAAUGCAGCAGAACAUCAACGAGCUGGAGCAGCAGUUGGAUGAAGAGGAGGCUGUGAGGCAGAAGCUUCAGAUGGAGAAGAUGACGACAGAUGCAAAACUGAAGAAGAUGGAGGAGGACGUGAUGGUGCUUGAUGACCAGAACAACAAGCUCUCCAAGGAGAAGAAACAGUUGGAGGAGCGCAUUUCGGAGUUUACCACAAACUUGGCCGAAGAGGAAGAAAAAUCUAAAAGUUUACAAAAACUCAAGAACAAACAUGAGGCAAUGAUCACAGAGCUGGAGGAUCGGCUGAGGAAGGAGGAGAAACAGCGUCAGGAGUUGGAGAAGAAUCGUCGUAAGUUGGAGGGAGACUCGUCAGAACUCCAUGACCAGAUCGCCGACCUCCAGGCCCAGAUUGCCGAGCUCCGGGAUCAGCUCGCCAAGAAGGAGGAGGAGCUUCUGGCGGCAUUGGCCAGGAUCGAGGAGGAGGCCGCAGCCAAGAACGUAGCCCAGAAGAAGAUCCGUGAGCUGGAGGCGCAGAUCUCCGAGUUACAGGAGGACAUGGAGCUGGAGAGACAGGCUCGCUCCAAGGCUGAGAAACAGCGCAGAGACCUGGGAGAGGAACUGGAGGCUCUGAAGACUGAACUGGAAGACACACUGGACUCCACCGCUGCUCAACAAGAACUCAGAUCCAAACGUGAGACUGAAGUGGCUCAGCUGAAGAAGACUCUAGACGAAGAGGCUAAGUUUCAUGAACAGCAGAUGUCUGAGAUGAGACAGAAACACAACCAGGCGUUUGAGGAGCUGAAUGAGCAGCUGGAGCAGGCCAAAAGGAACAAAGUGUCUGUGGAGAAGUCCAAGCAGGCGCUGGAGAGUGAGUGGAACGAGAUACAGAUCGAGCUGAAAAACCUGACACAAAGUAAAGGAGACUCAGAGCACCGCCGUAAAAAGGCCGAAGCCCAGGUCCAGGAACUGCAGGUCAAAUUUGGAGAAAGCGAGAAACAGAGGCAUGACAUGUCUGACAAGAUGGGCAAAAUGCAGUUUGAACUCGAUAAUACAAACAAGCUCCUGUCUGAAGCAGAGGGCAAGAACAUCAAAUACAGCAAAGACGUGUCUUCACUGGAGUCUCAGCUGUCAGAUGCUCAGGAACUGCUCCAAGAAGAGACUCGCCAGAAGCUGUCUCUGUCAACUAAACUCAGGCAAAUGGAGGACGAGCAAAACAGUCUGAAGGAGAUGCUGGAGGAGGAGGAGGAGAACAAGAGGAAUGUGGAGAAGCAGGUGUCCACUCUGCAGGCACAGUUGGCAGAUAUGAAGAAGAAACUGGAGCAGGAGGCCUUGUCUGUGGAGGGAGCAGAGGAGGGACGCAAGAGACUCCAGAGAGACAUGGACAGUCUGAUGCUGCAGUUGGAGGAGAAGACCUCGGCCUACGACAAGUUGGAGAAGACAAAGAACCGGCUUCAGCAAGAACUCGAGGACCACAUGGUUGACCUGGACAACCUGAGGCAGAUUGUGUCCAACCUGGAGAGGAAGCAGAAGAAAUUUGAUCAGAUGCUAGCAGAGGAGAAGGAGAUAUCCUCCCAGUAUGCCGAAGAGCGGGACAAGGCUGAGGCUGAGGCCCGGGAGAAGGACACCCGAGCUCUGACUUUGGCCCGUGAGCUGGAGACCAUGAGCGACCUGAAGGACGAGCUUGACCGAGCCAACAAGACCCUGAAAGCAGAGAUGGAGGACCUGGUCUCGUCCAAGGACGAUGUUGGCAAGAGCGUGCAUGAGCUGGAGCGCUCUAAACGGGCCAUGGAGCAGCAGCUGGAGGAGAUGAGGACUCAGCUGGAGGAGCUGGAGGACGAGCUGCAGGCCACAGAGGACGCCAAGCUGCGUCUGGAGGUGAACAUGCAGGCCAUGAAGGCCCAGUGCGACAGAGAGAUACAGAACAAAGAGGAGCAGGGAGAGGAGAAGAGGAGGACACUGCUCAAACAGGUGCGUGAGAUGGAGGUGGAGCUGGAGGAGGAGCGCCGCCAGCGCAGCCAAGCUCUUACGUCCAAAAAGAAACUCGAGUUGGAUUUGGCAGAUCUUGAAAACCAGAUUGACGCUACUAAUAAGGCCAGAGACGAGGCACUGAAACAACUGAAGAAGCUGCAGGCACAAAUGAAAGACCUCAUGAGGGAAGUGGAUGAGCUGCGUUUUGCCCGAGACGAAGCAGUCGCAUCGGCCAAAGAGAUCGAAAAGAAACUCAAGACUAUGGAAGCAGACGCAUUGCACUUCCAAGAGGACCUGGCUACAGCAGAGAAACUGAAACGACAGGUCAUGAGCGAAAGAGACGAGCUGCAAGAGGAGAUCAACAGCACCAACGCAAAGAAUUCCUCUUUGACGGAUGAAAAGCGACGUCUGGAGGGUCGUAUUGCUCAGCUGGAGGAGGAGCUGGAGGAGGAGCAGCUCAACACGGAGAUGGUCAACGAUCGUCUGAAGAGGACCACACUCCAGACUGAACAGCUGACCACAGAGCUGUCGGCGGAGCGCAGUAACUCCCAGCGUAUCGAGGGCGCUCGCUCUCAGCUCGAUCGCCAAAACAAGGAGCUGAAGCUGAAAUUGCAAGAGCUCGAGGGAACCAUCAAGUCAAAGUACAAGUCAAGCAUCGCAACCCUGGAGGCCAAGAUCGCCCAACUGGAGGAGCAACUCGACAUAGAGUCCAAGGAACGUCAGCAGGCCUCAAGACUGGUGAGGCGUACUGAGAAGAAACUGAAAGAAACACUGGUGCAGAUCGAUGAUGAACGACGCAAUACCGAACAGUACAAAGACCAGCUGGAUAAGUCAAACGGCCGUAUGCGGCAGCUCAAGCGGCAGCUGGAGGAGUCAGAGGAGGAGCUGACUCGAGCCAAUGCUUAUCGUCGGAAGCUGCAGAGGGAGCUGGACGAUGCCUCUGAGUCGGCAGAUGCCAUGAACCGAGAAGUGAGCAGCCUCAAGAGCAAACUCAGGCGUGGAGACCUGCCUUUUACUGUGCGGCGUUCCACAAACCGCUUGGGAGUGGACAGUGAUGAAGAUCUGGACACAUCUGGAGAGACGUCCGAGCCAGCGGCUGAGUGAACUCACCGGGGAUCAGUUUUAUUUGCCCAAGUAAAAAAAAAAAAAAGUGAUGUAAACGCAGAGGAAAGUCUUGGAUGUCACCUGCUGGUAGUUUAGUAUUGAAUCCCCUUUUAACUGGAUUAUAGAGUGUGGUUUCUACAUCAAAUUAUCAAAAGUUCUUUUUCUAUUUGAUGCUUUUAUCUGGUGUUUGUUCGGCUACAUAUAUUUUUGUCAUUAUUGUCAUUGCUAUGAAUUGCUAAGGAGUAAAACUUUUUUC
Periophthalmus magnuspinnatus is the source of this 6332-nucleotide messenger RNA. RefSeq names its product myosin-9-like. The record is from RefSeq and is a predicted model, not a curated record. The coding region runs from base 191 to 6076 and encodes 1961 amino acids. The transcript has 43 exons. Lineage: Eukaryota; Metazoa; Chordata; Actinopteri; Gobiiformes; Gobiidae. Gene Ontology annotation, molecular function: actin filament binding; cytoskeletal motor activity; ATP binding. Gene Ontology annotation, cellular component: myosin complex.